Messenger RNA from Hydractinia symbiolongicarpus, 722 nucleotides. RefSeq lists its product as uncharacterized. The coding region runs from base 133 to 525 and encodes 130 amino acids. NCBI's taxonomy places the organism in Eukaryota, Metazoa, Cnidaria, Hydrozoa, Anthoathecata, Hydractiniidae. The record is from RefSeq and is a predicted model, not a curated record. The transcript is spliced from 4 exons.
UCUUUUUCAAGCUUCAUUAAACAAAACACACCCUUUACGUGUAUAUAAGAAAGUUCGCUUACUGGAAAAAAAACAUUUCUUAAAUAGAAAGUUUUUGUGUUCUCAUCAAACGCGUAAAGUUGUAUAAAAAAGAUGAAGGUGUUAAUUAUCACUGCAAUGAUCAUAGCAAGUGUUGCUGCAUUUGUACAAAAAAACGAUCCUGCCUAUGAGGCGGGUUAUAAUGCAGGUUACGCCGAUGCUCAAGCCCGUAGGAAUGAUGCUUUUGCAGGUUACGGCGAUGCUCCAACCCGUAGGAAUGAUGCUUGUGCAGGUUGUGGCGAUGCGCAAGCCCGUACAAAUGAUGCUUCUGCAGAGUUCCAAUUCCCUCAGAGUGAUCGGGAAGCUUACAACGCCAUCAGAAGUUGUGGAGGCAGUUGGAAAAAUUGUAAUGGAUGUCGCGGCUACUUAUCUAGCUGUUGUUCAAGCAAGAAUUGUAGUGGUGGACGAUCAUGCCGCAGGGGCCAAUAUUCUUACAGUUGUUCUUAGUAAAUGUAUCACAAUAACACAUUUUUUGUGUCUCUAAUUCAAUUCACGCACGGCAAGAAACAACUCUUGUAUAUAAAUUUAGAGAGAUACAUUUAUUUUUCUCAUCUGUUUAUUAGAACCAAGCACUUAAUGAUAAAGAUAACACAUCUCUCUGUAUGUAGCUUCCAUUUUACGAGUGAAUUUAGCUUUGAUAGAAA